Lasiosphaeria miniovina is the source of this 2628-nucleotide messenger RNA. RefSeq lists its product as uncharacterized. The coding region runs from base 142 to 2463 and encodes 773 amino acids. NCBI's taxonomy places the organism in Eukaryota, Fungi, Ascomycota, Sordariomycetes, Sordariales, Lasiosphaeriaceae. Gene Ontology annotation, molecular function: protein binding. Gene Ontology annotation, biological process: endoplasmic reticulum unfolded protein response. The transcript is spliced from 2 exons. The record is from RefSeq and is a predicted model, not a curated record.
AUAGGUCUCUCUCCCCUAGGCAUGCGCCAUCUCCGUCAUCUUUGAAAAGGCACAAGGCUGUUCAACAUCGCAGAGCGCAAACUGCAGGCCUCCGACACCAUCAACUAAUCGCGCCUCUGACUCUGUGUGCAGCUGUUCAAGAUGGUCGAAAACGAGGUGACGGUUGCGCAAUCAUCCGCCCAAGCGGAAUCGCCCUUGGUUAAUCUUCAGAUCAUGUCGCCUUCGGUUGGUGUCGGCACCCUCAGCUUCUCCGGCGUCCCAGCAACGACUACAGUGCGCCAGUUGAAAGAGAAGAUCCGCGAAAUGCUGCCAUCGCGGCCAGCGGAUGAACACCAACGUUUGAUUCACAGGGGGAGGCUACUCGCGCGCGAAGCCGACACCCUACAAGACGUGUUUGGGUUGGAAAUGCUCCGCACUGGCGAUCACCAAACCCUCCAUUUGGUGCUGAGAGACACAGGUGCCGACAACUCCCCUGCACCAACACAAAGCCCCUCUCCAGCAGCACCUAUUCAUGCCCCCACGCAGCCAACGCCCACCCGCGACCAGAGCCCUGCGCCUAGAUUGCCUCCAACCCAUACCCAUCAGCAUCACCGAGCACACAAUCUCCGUAGCGGGACCCCAGGCUGGCCGAACCAGAUGCCAGGAUAUGCUGCUCCUCCUGGGUAUGCCGUUCCUCCUGGAUAUGCUGCCCCGCCUGGAAUGGCGCACGUGAUUCAGCAACACCAGCAAUACCAGCAACAGCACCAUCAGACCAUGGUUCAGUGGAUGAACCAGCUGCAACGCGAAUCUAACUACCGGAUCCAGAUUCUUGCUCAGCAACGGAGGGAAAGGGCGGCGAUGGGUUUCCCCGAUGCUCAGGACAACAACGCCCAAGGAAAUGCCGCCGACUACACCGGAGGGAGAAACAGCCCUGCUACAGUGCCAACAAUGCAAACAACUACACGCGAGCUUGUUAGUCCGAAUGGCCAACACUUUAGAGUGACGGUAAACGAAACCUUUGCCGGUCCCCAUAGCAACCAUUUUCAGGCCGUAAGCGGACCAACAUCCAAUCCUGCUGGGCGUGGACCCCUUUCUGCCUCAGAUGUUCAGAACAUCAUUCGCGGGGCAGACGCGACACAGGCUACGCAAAGCAUGACCGAUGCCAUGCACCGUAGUGCCUCGGGAGCCUCCUUGGCGAGUAUGGCUAGCCUGGCUAAUAUCAAUGGCCCGAUCCAGCCUAUCCAACCCGGGGUUACAACACCACUCUAUCCCAACAUUUCGAGGCAUGCGAGCAGGACCGCUACCCCCGACCCUUCGGUGAGAUCAAUAGGUCAUGGACCCGGCUUCAUGCCCGCUACCUUUACACAAAGCCAGAGCCAAGCGCACUCCCAGCCGUCCCAAGGCCAGCCAGAAGUAUAUAUCAUCUCAUCUCCGUCCGGCCCAAGGGGUCUUCUGAUCAACGGCCCCUCAGAGAUUUAUACAACACCCGCAUUACGUCUCCCAUAUCUUCCGGUGAGGGUAACGCCACCGGUCGUACAGCCCUGGCCCGCUCAGGUGCAGAUACAUCAGCCGCAACCCCAGCACCAGCACCAGCACCAGCACCAGCACCAGCACCAGCACCAACCCCAACACCAUCACCAUCCACAGCCCCAGCAGAAUCCUAUCCAAAGACCUUUGCAAGCACACGGCCAGAUGCAGCAGGCUCGAGAACAUCGCGCAGCUGUUCGCCUCCAACGAGGUCUGCCACCAGGAUUUCGACAGAUGCCGGCACAUCCUAACAACCCUGGCGCUGGGGCGCUAAUGGCGGCGGCGUGGCCUCACAUCUGGCUGAUCGUUAGGUUGGUUGUCUUUGUCUGGUGGUUUACGUCUAAUGACCCGAGCUGGUCUCGCUGGCUUACAAUGGUGGCCAUCGCCAUUGGCGUCUUCGUGCUGAACACGGGACUGCUCAACGGGAUGGUAAAUCAAGCAUGGGAGCCGUUUAGGCAGCAUCUAGAAGGAUUGAUUCCUUUGGCUGAUCCUAAUCGGCGGCCGGACCCUACAUCAGCGCCGGCCCCGGGUCCUCUUCGGGAUGGAGAUGGUGUGGCUGCAGUUCCAGCCACGACACCUCAUGCGGCAGAUCCGGACCCCGCCCAAGCAGCCGCCAGAUUAGUAGCUAACCAUAGACAUGCAAACACGAAUUGGCUAAUGGACCAGGUGCGGCGUGUUGAGAGGGCAGGCCUUUUGUUUCUAGCGAGCAUUGCGCCCGGUGUUGCGGAGCGCCAUAUAGCCAACCUCGAGGCCCAAGAACGCGCGGAACGAGAGCGGAGAGAGGCAGAGGAAGCUGCCGCCGCCGCCGCCGCCGCCGCCACUGCCGCUGCAGAGGCAACCGCCUCGCAGAACGGGCUACAAGAAGCCGGCACUGGUCAGGAAAACGAGCAAGAUCGAGGUAGAAUCCCAGAGGUCCGAAACAGGUUUCCAGAAGAACAGCCCUUGGUUCAGAUCUAGGCGCCUGUUGCUUUACGGUUGUCUUGAAACGCCUUUGUACAUCUUAUCUAUCUGCAGGCGGUUAUCGCAGGCUUGGUUUCGGAAAUUCUCCGUAUUACAGCGUUCUUUUUUCUCCUUUUCAAGACUGUAACUACUUGUACGAGCAUGGGAGUAUGAAGCUGGCUU